Molecule: messenger RNA, 5680 nt
Organism: Physella acuta
Lineage: Eukaryota; Metazoa; Mollusca; Gastropoda; Physidae
Product: dual specificity calcium/calmodulin-dependent 3',5'-cyclic nucleotide phosphodiesterase 1B
Biological process (GO): signal transduction
Molecular function (GO): 3',5'-cyclic-nucleotide phosphodiesterase activity
Source: RefSeq, a predicted model, not a curated record
CAAACGUAUGCUUACCACAUGCUAGCAACCGCUCUCCAGUAACAUAAACUGCAUCAUUUUAAUAUGAGACGCUAAUCGUGUUAUCUUAUAACUAACGUUUAAGCCGUUAUAUUACACUAUUUAAUAAUCUGUUUCCGUGUACGAAUUACUUUAAAAUCGUAAAAAUUAUUCGAACUCGUACGCUAAGACCUAGUCUAAAGUCUCUGCAGUUUUUAAGUAACUGAGAAAGACAAAAUAGAUUCACUAAAAAAGUAAACCGGAACAAAGAAUCGUUGAGUUCAUUCCCGGCUUGGUUUCAACAAACAGCAAGUUUGAUGUUUGGUGACAAUGCACUCUGCACUCAAGUUAUAAUUACACGUCUUUGAAGGUUGAGGUUGAAUCAUGCUGAAAGAACAUGAGGAUGAGUAUACAGACUCUGCCUUUGAAUGGUCGUUUUUGGAGCUGACAGAUCGUAUGAAGCAGCACCUAGCUGAUGAUGAUCACAACCUUGUACACAAACCUAAUCUUGAUAAACCUGUUCAGUUUCAUCGUGUCAGUGAAACAGGAAUACCAAGACGGCAGUCUGGUGAAAUAGAAGAUGCAGAUUCUGGAUUCAAGGUUGAACUUCCACUUCAAAAACCACCUGAUCAGCUCGAAUUCAAACAGACAAUUGAUGGUUGGAAUUUUGAUAUUUUUGCACUGAAUAAUGUUACAAAUGGUCAUGCAAUGCAGGCUAUUGCAUAUGAAAUAUUUACUGGUCAUGGUCUCCUAGCUGAAUUUCAUCUAUUAGAAUCACAGUUUAUGAGAUUUAUCAUUCAGGUUGAGAAGCAUUACAGAAGAAAUCCAUAUCAUAAUGCAUCACAUGCUGCUGAUGUUCUUCAGACUGCAAAUUGUAUUAUUAAAAAAACAGGUUUUAUCACAUUAUUAAACAAAUUAGAACUUAUGUGUAUGUUGGUGACUGCUAUUGUUCAUGAUAUAGAACAUACAGGUACCAAUAACAACUUUCAUAAUAAUUCCAAUUCUGAACUAUCUAAGUUGUAUGUGGUUUCAAUUUUGGAAAAUCAUCAUUUGAGAGUGGGAUUGAGAAUGCUUGCAGAGUUCAAAAUUCUAAAUGCACUUGACAAAGACAAAUUUCAAGAAUUCAAAUUUAUGCUCACUACUAUGAUACUCUCAACUGACAUGGCAAACCAUUUUCUUCUUAUUACAAAUGUAAAAUUAAUGUUAUUAACAUCAACCAAGUGUAAAUCACGUAUCAGAAUACAGCGAAUAAUGAUGUUUAUGCUACAUGCAGCAGAUAUCAGCAAUCCAGCCAAACCUUGGAAUGUGCAUAAAGUUUGGGUGUCUUUGUUGUGCGAAGAAUUUUUUGCACAGGGUGAUAAAGAAAAAGAAUUAAAACUACCUGUCUCACCUAACUGUGAUCGGCUGACAGCUAAUAUAGCUACCCUACAAAUUGGAUUUGCACAGACGUUUGGAAAGGAAACAUUUGAGGUUUUGGACAGUAUGGUUGAAAAAGAACUUACCAAUGCUGGCCUUGUAUAUAAUGGCUACAAACCAUGGCAAGAAUGCUUAGAAGAAAACAUGCAAAAAUGGAAUGGAAAAUGGAAAUACAUUAAGUACGAGCAAAUUCAGGAACUCUUAGUUGAAACUGCUGCUCAUCGAAUGAGUAUUGUACCAACGAAACUGGCCAGAACACAACCAGAAAAGCGAAGUGUCUUGGCAACCCUUUGCUGUUGCUUCUGUUGCCGAGCAGGAAAAAAAUUAAAACAAGAAGAGUCAUCUUUUGUGUACAGCGGUGAGAAGUGAAGAUAAUGUGGAUGAAUAUAGUGAUACCGAAACUCAACUCCAACUAUAUAAGGAGAUGUGAAUUUAGCUGCAUGAACUUUUUACAAAUGGUUGAUCAAUUUGAAGCUCUAGCUAAGGUAUAUGCAUGGGGGACUCUUUUUCUGAUGAAAUAUUUGUCCAACAGAGACGAACUCCUUUGAAAUGUUCUUUGUUCUAUUGUUUUAUCAAUUUUUUUUUCUUCUCCAUAUUAUCAGAUUGACAUAAUUUUGUAGGCAGUUAUGAAAAUGUGCAUUUGAUUUGUAAUGUACAUAUAGUUUCCGUCCAUAUCUCACUUGUUAAGCCACAUGUAGCUAAUUUAUACAAAAUACAUGUUUCGUUUGAAAGAAAACAUGACUUGAAAUUCUUUUGAAAAAUUAACAUUAAGUUAGUGACUACAAAGGAUUAGCUUUGUUUUUUUUUUUACAUAAGUAGUGUUUUAUAUUCUCACUUGUAAAAAAACUGGUUCCAAUUACAGAUUAAUUGAAAAGACAGUAACUAUGAUUUUACUUAAAAGUGGAUUAUUAAUUUGUUUAAUCAAGUUUUCCAUUAAUAUAUUAGCUUAAAAAAAAGUUUGAGAUAUUCAUGCUGGGGUAUAAUUUUACUUGCUAUAUUAUAAAUGAAACACAACUAAUGUACUUACUAGAAUUACUUUAAAAUAUUUUAAAUAAGAAAUAUUUGCAGGGCAGCUCUGUGUAUAUUGAAGCAAGUGCAUCUGGCAGCACAUUCCCAAACUGUUAUUUCUGUAUAAGAUAGCUAAAACCCCGACAAAUUUCUUCUAAUCACUGCAUACCUAAUGUUACAUGACUUUUCAAAUUAGCUUUGAAAAGAUAAUUAAAAUGUGGCAUUGCUCAAUUUUGAAGAAAAGUUCUAUUGUUAAAACUUGUGGCUGUCUGAAUAUAAGAUUGAUGUGAUACUUAUUUUAUUUAUUCUUAUUUGAACUAGACAUAAUCUAACCUGUUGUAUUUUACUCCUUUAGUCAUUAGUUAACCGGUUAAUCUGACUGUGUGUCAAAUAUUAAUUAGUGAUAGCAAUCUCUAAAAUGUAACUCUUUGACAAGCUAUAUUAUUUUUUUUGUGUUUAAUAAUAUACUUUACUCUAUAUCAAAAAAUGCACAUAAUUUUACUUGGAAUGAUUUCUUUUUUUUUUCUGCUUUAGAUGUAUGAAAAUGUAUUGAGCUAUUGAUUGCAUGAACAUUUAUUUGUAUACAAGUAUGUUUUGUGGAUUGGCAUAAUUUUUUUACCUACAAGGAACACUGAUAUUAUACAUUGUAAAACUUCUGGACUGCUUUCAUAUUACCUCAUAAUAUUAGCAUUAAUUAAGUUUAAAUUUCAAUUUUGUAUUUCUAAAAAUACAUGUUUAAUCAAAUUUUAAAGAUUCAUUUAAUGUCUGCUAAUUUUUUAAUUUUUCAUAAUUCAAUAGUAGUACAUUUCCAAAAAGUUUGUGAAACAAUAGUGGAUUUUAUAUAUAUACGUCAAUGACAUUCUUUAGAGGUUUAGCGCUGUAAGCUCUCUUUUCUCUGCUGAUAAAUGUUUUCAUUUUUAGUCUCAGGAAUCAUCUGCCUAUACCAAAGUUUUCACUAGUCAGCAUUUUCUAUAGUCAUUUUUUUGUUUUGUUUUACAUUUUGGCAUGUACAAUGUACAUGUAUAAAAUGUACUGGCAAAUUUGUUUCAACUCUAAAAGCUCUUGUUUUUUAUUGCUUAAAAUUUUGGACAGUGUAAUUUAUCCUAAUGUGGUAGAAGUAGUUGAUCUGCUGGAUGAAACAACCUGUGAUUUUUCCCUCAUAUACAGCAUUUUUGUAUAAAAACUGUGAUAGACGUCUCUAGUGGUUCAUUUGGAAGUAGAAAAAGUUUACUAGUUUACAGGAUGGCCUGGUUACUGUUGUAAUUGUUUUCAAAAUGAGAAAUUAUGCAGCGUUAAAGUUGUGAUCACUUUAUUACAUUUUGAUUGUAUCCUUUUAAGGAGUUUCUAGCAAAGAGCCACUUUUUAAAACUCAACCUUUUGGUAAAAAACUAUUAAGAAAUAUUUUACAAACCCUUUUAUAAAUGUUAUUGAUUUGGUAUUCUGUAUUAUUGUUGUGUCAAUGAAAGUAUUAUCAUUUGUAUCUAUUAUGCUAAAACAUUUUGUUUUCAUUAUGCCAAAAAAGUAUUAUACAAAAUGAGAUGUUUGAAAGUUGUGGAUGACUAGUAAGAUCUGAGAAUAUCUGGGUGGCUAUUCCUGUCAAAAUCAGCUGUGGUGGUUGACUUUUUCAUAUAUUUUGUAUGUAAGAGCCAAACAUGAUGUAGUAAGAAAAAUUGUCAUCUGUUUGGGCUUAUUUGUAUUGAUUAUAAAAGCAGCAUUAGUUUACCUAGGCAAUUGUGAACACUUUGCAGCAGUGUGAGAAUUACUUCUAUUGUGAUCAGUUCACCCUCUGUUUUUAACUACAACCUAGUCAUGGUUUUUGUUUCUGUUUUCAGUUUUUGUUGAUUCAAUCAUUUAAGUCACAACUUUCAGAUAUGCUCAUUGGAGCAUUUUAAUUAGCUAUGAUCUAAAGCAGUAUGAAUCGAUGAUUACUUACUUGUUUAAUAAAUAUGUUUGUGGAGCAACAGAGGUAAUUAUGUUACAGGUUUUUGAAAUGUUACAAGUAUUGUGCUAUAACUGGAUAUUCUUAUUAGUCAUCUGGGACAUUCCAUAAACACAAGUUGUAUUCUAUAAAACAUUCAACAACUUUGAAGUACUUGUAUGGCAUUCACAGUAAUCCAAAGUGUGUUAAAAUAAAUUGUGCAUGAUUAUCUAGUCCAUAAUUUAGAUUUUAUUAACUAGACAUUCCAAGGUAUAUUUUACCUAACAUUGCUAAUCCUAUAUUUAGAAUUUGUCUGCUGUGGGUUUUUUCAAUGUUAUCUAGUCUUAAGGAAUUGCAGAACUGGUUUCUUAUUUCUGAAAAAUGUUUGAUAAAAUAAGGAAAACACCUUUUGUGGAGCUCUACUUAAUAUGUAAGUGUUAGUGGUGAAUAUUUAGUUAAAAAAAUAUAUAAUUGUAUGGCAUAUAAUUACCUGUAUAACGACUAAAAAUAUUCUCGCCAUAUUUGAAAUUGUUUUCUUCACCUGUUGUUUUCAUCCAUUGAAAAGAUCUCUAAACAUUUUUUAUGUCCAUCAAGCCAGUCACGACAUUUUUUUUAUGAUUUCAAUUUGUUCUUUGUUAUAUUUCUUUUUUAAUUUAUCAUUUUAAAAUAUGUAUGUUAUUUUAUUCCAUUUUAUUUUUAACACUGUUACUGCAUGUUAAUUUAAAUGACAUAAUUUUUUUUUUAAAGAAUUAUACCAUGCGAAAGCUUUUUGUUAAGCUUGUGCUGCUAACAAUACUGGUAGACUUCUUACACAUUAUUUGAGAAGAUUACUUGUUCAACUGUCUCAAAUACUAAGGAAACCUCAAAGUGAUAUUUUUACUUUAUCAAGAUGCUCAAGAAAUUAUUUAAAUUAUUAGAAAAAUAUACACAUAUAAAACCACAUACAAACUUGGUUUUUUAUGAAGAUGGUUUAAGAUAUUUUUGUACAGAAUUUGAAAAAAAAACUGAGCUUUUUGGAAACAAACCAAUGUUCCUUGGACAUUUUAUUUUUUCUAAACAGGUGUGUGUCAGAUAAUUUGUGUGUGAAAUUUAGAUGUUGCAUAAUACUAAUCCUUAUACAAGUUUGUAGCGGAAACAGUAUUAAUUAUUAACAAUUUGUUUUCAAAAGCCUCCUUUUCAAGGCAUGAUGCAUAUUUACAGUGCUCUGUUAAUUGACUAAAUGGAAUGAGGUUUAAAAAUACAGUGUUUUAAAAAAACCAUUACAUUUUAGAUUAUAUUUAUGUUGUUUCAAUUGAUGUAGCAGAAUUGUAUUGACGUUAUCAAUAAAAUGUUGAAAUUUGC